Lytechinus variegatus (green sea urchin) is the source of this 4441-nucleotide messenger RNA. Its product is annotated as homeotic protein spalt-major-like. Lineage: Eukaryota; Metazoa; Echinodermata; Echinoidea; Temnopleuroida; Toxopneustidae. Gene Ontology annotation, cellular component: nucleus. The transcript is spliced from 3 exons. Bases 251 to 3556 code for a protein of 1101 amino acids. The record is from RefSeq and is a predicted model, not a curated record.
UAGAAAAAAGAAUUUAACAGGUCGGGCGGAAGAAAACCGAGUGGAGAGAAUCACAACAUAGCGUAUUUAUUUGUCUUUCCACUUGAUCCAGCUCAUUUAUAGAAUUAUGCAGUAAUGUGAUGGCUACUAUUCAACACGUUAACACCAUACAGUCUGAAGGCUGAGAACUACUUUAUUCUGAUAUCUUUCUUGAGGAAAGAGGCUUCCAAGAGAACCACCAUCUUCAUUUCAAAAUAUACCUGUUCCCAGAAUGGAUUACAGCAAGGCAGUAGAAGCAGCCAUUGCUCAGGGUGCUGAAUACAAUCAGGCCAUGAAUGCCCGUGAGAAUGGAUUCAUACUGCCAUCAGACCAGCAAGGAGGUCCUCAAACUGCUCCUCCGGCAGUACCCAACAUCCACAACAAGAUGCCUUCCAUGCCCCAGGCUGCCUACACAGACCAAAGAGAACCAACACCGAACCCCAACCACCAAGGCACCAUGGAACCUAAUCACCAGACAGCCAUGGAUCCUAACCAUCAAGGCACCUUGGACUCCAAUCAUCAAGCAGGCAUGGACACUAACCAACAAGGCACCAUGGACCCCAAUCAUCAGGGCACCUUGGACCCCAACCAUCAGGUUGCUAUGGAGUCUAGUCAUCAGGCAGCCAUGGACCCUAACCACCGUGGCACAAUAGACCCAGGCACUGCAACUGGGAUGGAACCUAAUCCCAAUAUGAACACCAGCAUGGACUCUAACACUAAUGUUCCAAUGGAGGCAGGUUCCAACUUGAAUAGCAGCAUGGAGACUUCCACAGAGCAGAAGCACAUUGCAGAGACAAGUAUGGAAGAAGGCACCAUGAUGCCAUCCUACGAUGAAGGGGACGAUGAUGAAAUUGGUAACCCUUCAAAUCUCUUUGACACCAAGAGUUCUAACCCCAUCUUGGUGAGGGGUAGUUGGCAGUGGAUGUGUAAUCAGUGUCCAAAGAGUUACACUAGUAAAAGUAAUCUCAUCGCCCAUCUUUUGGAUCAUUGUGGGAUCAAGCCACACAUGUGUUUGGCAUGUGGAAAGAGCUUUAAGCAGGUUGCCCACCUCAACACUCACAGAGUAAUCCAUACAGGCAGAAGGAAGCACAUAUGUCCAAUCUGUGGGAGGGGAUUCAAUCAGAGAGUCCACCUGAAGCGACACAUGGUAACCCACAAUAUUAACGUUGCUUGCACAUGUGAGCUGUGUGGACGCAAGUUUGCCUUCCCUUCAGAGCUGCAGUUUCACCACAAGAAGGUACAUAGGAAGCGAAGCGGCCCUCCCAAGAAGGUCAAUCGAAGUCCUUCAAGUGAUAGUGACAAUCUACAACACUUUAAUGCUUCUGCAACCAUGCACCCUAUGAUUGCCUCUCAAAAUCAAAUGCCUCCUAUUGGUGGUGUCAAACGUCAGGGCAAGUAUGCAAAUAUUCCUGAAGGAACGCAGUAUAUGCCAUCUGGCAGGAGACGUACAAAAGCCAUGAAAGCACAAGCGCUCGCUCAAAUGCAGGCUGCUCAGAUGCAAGCUGCUUAUGGCAAAAUGCCUGUAGGAGCGGUGAGGAGACCAUCAAAUGAUCACAUGCCUAUAUCUCCAGGGCAUCUACCAGUUGGAGGAGACCACAUGCCACAUUCAUCAAAUCACAUGUUGCAGAGAAAUGACCGUACCCCACCAAGACAUCCCCAGCUGUCUCCUAGAAAUGAUAGAAUGUCUCCAAGAAGUGAUCCAAAUGCUGAAGGAGGUGAUCAAAUGUAUCAGAAAAACGAUCAAACUCCACCCAGAGGUGAUCAGGUUCCCCAGAGGCAGGACAGUGUAUCUUCAAGGAGUAGUGCCAUGUCGCCAGGGCAUGAUCACAUGAAACAGCAGUUUAGUCAUGGUGGGUCACAGUCUCCUCGAGGAUCGGAACAUGGACCCCAUGAUGAUGGUCUCCUUCCUGCAGAGCUAUUUCAACCAGAGCUUGUUCACCCAGAUGCUGGUAAGGCUGUCCUUCAGCCCGAUGCUAUGGAAACACUGCGUUUUCAGCCUACACGGAACUGUCCUGCAACCCAACGUUUUCGUAAUCGAUCACCAAAUGAUUCUCCAAGAAAAUCCACAAAGAAGAAAGGAGCACCCCUUAAACCUGAACUGACUUGCACAGAAUGUGGAAGGCAGUUUGCCUUUCCAUUUGAAUUGCGAGAUCAUUUAGCAAGGCACAGAGAUGUACGACCUCAUGUUUGCUCUGAAUGUGGACACCAGUUCUUCAAGGAGCACCAUCUUAAACAACAUCAGUUGAUCCAUUCAGGUUUGAAGCCAUUUAGGUGUCACAUUUGCGACCGAGCCUUUGCUCUUAAGGCUAACAUGCUUCGCCAUGCCAAACUCCAUAUUAACAACCGACAAUACAAAUGCCAAAUUUGUGACAAGUCUUUCUCGCAAAAGCAGACUCUCAGUAAUCAUAUGGUUGUCCACAAAGAUGAGAAACCAUUCUCCUGCAACAUCUGUGGCAAGAAGUUCAGUCGCAAGGUGAAUCUUGAUAGCCAUGUGUACCUCCAUUUUGGGAACAAACCUUUUAAAUGUUCCAUUUGUGGCAGCAAGUACAACAACAAGGGAAAUCUCAAGAGGCAUGUUAAGAAUAAACAUGGUUUAGAUGCUGACUUGCAGUCUGAUGGGGAAAAGGAGGAAAAUGAAAGUGGAGAGAUUGCUGAUGAUAGCCAGGAAGUUGAUGAGGCAGGGAGGGUGGGUCUUGAUACAAGUGAAGAGGUACCUGGUGAAGGAGAAGCAGAUAUGACUCAAGUAUCAAGUGAUGGCGAUGUCAGUACUGAUGAACAGGUACCUGCUACACAACCUAACUUCAAUGAAAAUCCACAGCCUCUAGCUGUCACACCUGGACAACAACCAUCUUAUGAUUCUACAAACCAGGAAGACUUCGAAGAGGAAUCCGCACAACCCUCAAAACGCCAGCAAACAUUUGAACAAACUCCUCAACCGAGCUCUACCCAACAGCAUUUUAGUGACCACCCACGUCCAGUGAGUCAGUCAAGUUAUGAGGAGCCUGAACGUCCUUUGAGCCAAAGACAUUAUUCUGAAGCCGAAGAAGCCCCAACUCCGGCCCCUGCACCUUCACAACAAGACUAUGUGAACCGGGAACAUCCACGGAGACAAAGUUACGGAGAGCAAGAGCAAACUCGUGCCCCAGAGAGCUAUGGGAACAGUGAAUACAUUCGGCAACCAAGUUAUCCAACUCACGAGCGUCUCGCGAUCCCCGAGGCAUACAGAACUCCGGAGCAUGCUCACCCACAGCCUUCAUUUCCUGAUCAUGACCAGGCCAUUCAUCCUCGGAACUAUGUCAGUCGUGAGCCUCCACGUCAGCCCCUGGUCUAUACCGAUCACCACCGUCCCACAAAUCUGGAAAGCUAUGUGCCUCGCGAUCAGGUGGGUGGUCGGGAAAGUUACCCUCCAUACCAUACCCAAGCUGCCUAUCCAAGGCAUGCAUAUCAUCAUGUAGAGAGGUUCAAGAUUGAACAAGGGGAGGCCAUGGCACCACAGAAUCCCAUGUUAAUGCAUUCUAAUAUGGGACUACAGAUGUGAAUCACUGAAAUUGUAAGUAGACCUCAUGAAAAUAUGAAUGUAGACUUGAACUUCAGAGUACUGAUCAUUGGAUUGAAGUUUGAAUCAAUUGCAAGAAACUCUUCCCAUCAAGUAAAGCAUCCUGAAAAAAUGUUAAUCCUGAAAGAUGUUGAAUCUUUAAUUCUAUACUCCUCGAAUAUAAAACACCUCUUUCACAAACUCCAUAUAUUGACGUAUUUGAAAUGUUUGUAAUGCACAUUGCUACUACAGAGGUGCUGAUAUGUUGAAAACAAGUUCAUGGCCUCCCUUUUACUGAUUUUCCCUCUUUAGUAAAUUUCUUUUUCUUCAACUGAAGUUUUAUUUUUCAAUGUGCCCUCUACAGCAUAACCAUGUACUUAAAAAAAUUGUAAAUUUCAAACUUUUGUGAUUUUUUUCUCUCUCAAACGAGCAUGUACACAUGUACCUUGAAAAUAAAUACACUGGUCCCAUUAUAUAAUUUUGUGACCUCCAUCUUUGGUAUACAUUUCUAAUGGAAUUUAGAUGAAUUAAUUUGUAAGUCACAACAUGUACAAGAACGACACUGUACAUGUUGUGUUGGUUACAGUAAUGGCUAAAGCUGAUAAAAAGUAAAAUUUGUAAGGACUUGAAAGAUGCUGAAGUAUAUCUUAGAAUUUGUUACAUGACUGCUUACUAUUUACUAAUUAUGUUUAUUGAAUAUAAUUGUACAAUUUCACACCAUUCAUGCUAGAUUUCAAUUUAUAUCAGCAGUUUGUACAGUGUUCAUAUAUACAUGUACAUGUAUGCAGAGGAUGUGAUAUUAAACAUGUACAUUAUAUACACGUAUGUACAGGCUUGUAUCUACAGCAGUUUGAAAAUAUGCUUUGUAAAGAAAUUGUAAAGGUAAAU